Thrips palmi is the source of this 1663-nucleotide messenger RNA. RefSeq lists its product as uncharacterized. The transcript has 7 exons. NCBI's taxonomy places the organism in Eukaryota, Metazoa, Arthropoda, Insecta, Thysanoptera, Thripidae. Bases 1 to 1485 code for a protein of 494 amino acids. The record is from RefSeq and is a predicted model, not a curated record.
AUGGUGCUGCCCGCGCUGUCCGCGUUCCCCACGUACCAGCAGUACACCAUCCAGGACUCGCUGCUCCCGGAGGACUCGUACGCCGCGCUGCCGCCCGAGUACCCGCUGUACAACUGGACCCUGCCGUACGGACCGGAGAUCGACCUGCGCUCCAUGGCGGUCGCCUCGCCGGCCUCGGCCCCGUCCUCGUCGUCGCAGUACCUGUCCGCGCCUCUGCCGCGGCAUCGGCCUUCGCGCCCGCGCCACCGCGCGAUGGGCCAGCCCGAGCCCGGGAUCCGGGUGCAGUUCAAGAGCCCCAGCGAGAUCCGGCGGUCGUGCGCGCCGCAGGACCUGCAGCAGGACAUGCAUCAGGUGGCGUGGCUGGAGGGCUUUGACGCGCAGCCCCAGCAGCGCGGCGGCAGCGGCGGCAGCAACGUGGCGGCCCUGUGCCCCAACCUGCAGGCCGUGGAGACCGUGGACCUGGACGACGAGGUGGUCGAGGUGGAGGUGCGGACAUGUCGCCAGGACGAGGCCAGCGCCUCGGAGCGCAUCACCUUCGACAGCAUCGAGGACGCGCUCGCCUCCAUCGAGGCCCAGACCCACCCCACCCCGCCGCCGGCGCAAGGCUGCGUUGCCGCCGCCGCCGUGGCGACGGCGAUGGCCAGGUCGCGCGAGCCGCGCUGCAGCCCGACCCAGAACCCGAAACUGCCCCUCGCCGACGAGAGGCAGGACGAGGUGGUGAAGGCGGCCAAGUCGCUGUUCAGCAAGCGGACGCGCACCCUGUACCACUGGCUCUACCCCGACACCUCCAAGACCAAGUUAAAGGCCACUGUGUCCGCCGCCUGGGACACCCUGGCCGACAGCGAGAAGCAGUUCUACCUCUCGCAGGCAAGCGUGCUGGGCAGGUUCGGCCUGCAGGCUUCCAGUGUCAUGAUCAACCCCCAGCUGGACGGCAUCAAGGGCUUCCCCUCGGCCGAGCUAAGCGCGUCGUGGACGGGGUCGGCCGCGUUGCCGACCGCCCGCAACCCCAGCCCCUCCAGCCCCUCCAGCCCGAGGCUGUCCGAGGCGCAGGAGGCCGUCAACCAGCUGUUCGCGUCGUGCGCGGACUCGGACACGUGGGCGUCGUACAGCUGCUCGUCCGCCGACACCGCCCCCGCCCCCGCGGCCCCCAGGCCCGCGGCCAGGACGCGCACCCUCUGCGGGCAUGCGGACAGGAGGAAAAGGCCAGCGUCGGGGAUGGUGCCGAUGGUGCCCGACGUGGGGCCCAGGGUGCGGCUCAGCGCCCUGGGGGCGGACCACGUGGACGAGGAGGUGACCAUCCUCAAGGAGAUUCGCGAUGCGAGACUGGAGGCGGAACUGCAGGAGGACGCGGAGCUGAGCUCCGAGUUGGAGAAGUUCAGGCUGCUGGCGAGCGGCGAGCGCCCGGUGGGCUUCAGCAGCUUUAGGGACGACUUUUGGCGCGGGACGCCUGACCCCGAGGAUAUUUUCACGCAGCUCGACUUUUGAAACCUUUUUUUUUUUUUUUUGUUUUUCAUUUGCACGGGCCGCUUUGGGUGGUCAACAGAACUAGCGGCACUACGGACCGUGCGUUGGUUUCAAAGAUUAUUCUAGCUGUCUAGUUUUGCUUUACUUUGUGAUAUUGUAGUUAUAGAUUUAGACUAGUGUCGACUAGAGAGAAAUGUGA